ACCAGGCUGUUCAGCAAAUAUCAUUCCACCUCCCCCCACCCCAGUCAGGCCAGGUUCCUGAUCGAAAGGGAUGCUCAAUCUAAAACCUCUAGGUUCCAGACGAGCAACCAAAACAAGGCGAGGAUACAAUCUUUAAUCUAACUCCUCUUGCAUCCAAGGCAGUUGUAUCCAACCACAAGAGCAAUGUUGGCGAGAAAGGGAAUCGUUCCUGAAGAGUACUUAUUGACCAGGCUGGUGGAAGAUGACCUCUCUCAGCCUCGUUACCAAACCAGAUCCAGGAAAGCUCGCUUCAUCACCAAAAAUGGAGGCUGCAAUGUGGCUCACAAGAACAUCCGUGAGCAAGGACGCUUCCUUCAAGAUGUCUUCACCACUUUGGUGGACCUCAAGUGGCCUUACACCCUUGUGAUCUUCACAAUGUCCUUCCUGUGCAGUUGGAUGCUCUUUGCCAUGCUUUGGUGGCUCAUUGCCUUUGCCCAUGGUGACCUGGACACCGAUCAGGACAAUAUUGUUCCCUGCAUCACUAGUAUCACGUCGUUCGCAUCCGCCUUCCUGUUCUCCAUUGAGGUCCAGGUGACCAUUGGGUUUGGAGGCAGAAUGGUGACUGAGGAAUGCCCCUUGGCUAUCACAGUCCUGAUCAUCCAGAACAUCUCGGGCCUCAUUGUCAAUGCAGUCAUGCUGGGCUGCAUCUUCAUGAAGACUGCCCAGGCCAAUCGAAGAGCAGAAACCAUCAUUUUCAGCAAGCAUGCAAUAAUCGCUCAGAGAAAUAAGAAAUUGUGCUUUAUGUUCCGGGUGGGGGACCUGAGAAAGAGUAUGAUAAUUAGUGCCACCAUCCAAAUGCAACUGAUCAAGAAGACCACCACUCGGGAAGGUGAGGUCAUCCCCAUCUCGCAGAUUGACAUCCAAGUGGAGAACCCAGUUGGUAUCAAUGCGAUUUUUUUGGUUUCCCCCCUCAUCAUUAGCCACACCAUUGAUAAGAAGAGCCCACUCUAUGAUUUAUCAGCAGCUGGUCUCCAACAGGAGGACCUUGAGGUAGUGGUCAUCCUUGAAGGGGUGGUGGAGACCACUGGCAUUACCACCCAGGCGAGGACAUCCUAUUUGCCGGAGGAGAUACUUUGGGGCCACAGGUUUGUGCCGAUUGUGACCGAAGAGGAGGGCCGAUACUCGGUUGAUUACUCCAAGUUUGGCAACACCAUAAGGUCCAAGACGCCACUCUACAGCGCCAGAGAACUGGAGGCACAGGAGAGAAGCCAAAAUCAAACGCACAAUGGCCCUAACCUGCCAAAGAGCACCUUCAGGGAAAGAUAUUUCACCAAGACCACCAGUGUCCCCGGAACACGCCUGAAAUCAUUUGUGCGUUUUCAGUCCGUAGAUUCUUUGCCAGAUUUGCAGUCACAAGAGGGGAUUGACUCAAGGUCGUUGCUUCUCUGAAUCAUCUUUCCAUCAUUGUCCCUCCUACUCAAUCAAAUCCUCAUGAUAUUACCAUCCAGACUAAUCAGCCCCACUGCCACCGUUAACUCCUUUUGAAAGCUAAAGGGAUUAAGAGAUAUGAGGUUGGUUGAGUUUUAUUUUAGGCUUUCUCGGGCUUUUUUGAAACUGUGAAUCUCCUCUUCCCAUGUAAAGUUAACAUGGACCAAAUGGCCUUUCAUUCUAUUACCCUGUGCUGGCUCAUUUGAAAGAGCUGUCUAAAAAAUCUUGAGAUCUCAAUCUUUGUCCGUUUGCUCUGAGCAUUUGCAGGUCCUUCAAAACUAACCUUGCCACAUCUGCAGAAGUCCUCUAUAGCAAUGGCCACGGAAUCACAGUCGGGAGCAGGAACCCUGGGCUGUAAUUUACUCUCCAGUUUGAGAUCAAUGAACUCACAUCCUUUAGUCUUCCCAUCUUUUUAUAAUCUACAGGAGAUACUUCUUUUCCCAACAUACUUUUAUCUUUGCCAAGAUUUGGAAGAGUAGUAACAAUGCUACCAUGGGCCUUGAGCCUUAGUUCGUCUGUCUUUUUGUUUUGAAAAUAAAGUGAUGGAGCAACUUAGACACUGACAACAUCCAAUGCCACAUGCUAAGAGCCCAAUGUGAAAUGAGGUGACCACCCUCAUCCAUGUCUUAAUACACACCAGCUUGAACAAAUCAUUGGUAUUCCCAUUGGGUAACCAUCGAAAGGAUAGGGAUUGGAAAAGUAUCAUAUGACCACACACAGAGGUGGAACUGACGCUAAUUGUUAGAGCAGUAUAGAAGCUAAAUUUGUGCCUGACCAUGAUAUGAGUUGUUGAAAUAUGUUCCAUUCCCCAACACCGCAUUCCUUACAAGAAGCACAAGAUUCAGAAAGACAUUUUAAUUGUCCAAAACUCAAAGCAUUUAGAUGAAUGAUAAUUGGAAUGAUGCACAUGGCAACAGUUAUUGCCUGUAAUGUCCUAAUGACCUUGUUGCUGAUUGACAUAUUUUAGGGUGGAGUGGAGGUAUGGAAAGGAGCUCCUUUGAUAAGACCUGGCAAAGGAAGUGGGAAGCAAUAAAAGGUGGAGCAGACUCGAUGGGCCAGACGGCCUACUUCUGCUCUUGUGUCUUAUGGACAAUGUGACUAUGGGGAGAGGCAAUGAGGGAAAAAAUUGGUAGGCAGGGUCUCUGAAUUUUAGAAAGAUGAUAAAUGUCAUUGAAACAAAUAUAGUUCGUAGAGGGUUUGACCAGUAGAUACUGACCCACUGCAGCCAAGGGGAAAACAGAGUCUAGAACACAAGGUCACAGUCUCAGGAAUAAGGGGAUAGCUAAUAGAAAUGAGAUAAGGGGACAUUUCUUCACUCAAAGUUGUGGAUCUUUGAAAUCCUCCAGAAAGCAGUGCCCUAAGUCAUUCAGUAAAUUUAAAAUAGGCAUCAAUAUGUCUUUGGGUGAUCAAAUGAUUGGGCCUUGUGGGAAAAUCUGAGGGACAGUGGUGCAGGGAAGUGGAGUUAAAGUAGAAAAUCAGCCAUUUAUUGAGUGGAGGAGCAGGGUCCAUGGGCUAUGUCUGGUCUUGCUCUUACAUCUUGCUUUCUUAGUAAAGACAUAAGUACUUUUCCAGUCUGAAGACCUGUUGGGAUCGUUAAGCAGAGGUUGAUCUUAUUGAAGAAGACACAUUUGUUUCUACAGCUUAAUAAGACCAUAACAAGGAGGCACAAACUUAAGAUGAUCAUUAAAAAGGUCUAAUGGGGAAGGUUAGAAAAAUAAUCCUUUGACAGAGGCUGAUAAGUGUAAAACCUCCCAAGUCAAACUAUUGUUGCAAACGAAUCCGUCAUCUGUUUUAAAAGGGAAUUAUGGUUAUUUGAAAGAACAUUCAGUAGAGUUGGACUUGAUCGAGGAAGGUAAAUGCUACUACAGAGAACAUAUGGGUUGAAUGGUGUCUUUGCUGUGCUGGCCAAUUCUAUAAUUCAAUCUGCUCUCCUACAUCUCAGGACUGAACACGUCACAUUUUAUCAUUAUUGUUGUGAUAAUGUUGGUUACAGACAUCUGCUGUGAGGUUCCAACAAAUCUGUUUUUUAAUCAGAACACAAUUUUUCAUGUUUUAUUGAGGUCCAAGAGGUAUUUGGAUCUGCUGCGAUUUACUUUGUACUUUGGUAUCUGUGAAAAGUGUUAUAUAA
This is a messenger RNA of Rhincodon typus (whale shark), 3595 nucleotides long. Its product is annotated as ATP-sensitive inward rectifier potassium channel 11-like. The coding region runs from base 184 to 1428 and encodes 414 amino acids. The record is from RefSeq and is a predicted model, not a curated record. Gene Ontology annotation, biological process: regulation of monoatomic ion transmembrane transport; potassium ion import across plasma membrane. Gene Ontology annotation, molecular function: inward rectifier potassium channel activity. Gene Ontology annotation, cellular component: plasma membrane. The transcript has 2 exons. Lineage: Eukaryota; Metazoa; Chordata; Chondrichthyes; Orectolobiformes; Rhincodontidae.